AAUUCAUUACUUCCGGUGGGCGUUUCGUUCGUACUCACAUGGCUAACACACGUUGCUAUCUUUAAGUAUAACUUUUAUACAAUAACAGCGAGAUUAUAUAUUUAAUAAAGUUUGUUAUUUUAGUAGCGGUGGGUUUAGAAAUAAUGGGGGAUCGUGUUGAGUUGGUCGCGGGAUGUUAUGAACAGAUAGUCUUUGGAUAUCGAGUGUGCACGAGUGAAAAGGAGUGGACAGCUGAACCCAACUUUACGCAUCAUGCACACACAGCCUCACUGUCUGCAGUCGCAUCCAACGAUCGCUUCAUCGCCACUGGAAGCAAAGAUGAAACCAUUCAACUUUAUGACAUGAGCAAAAAAACUGAACAUGGAGCUUUGCUGCAUCAUAACGGCACAAUCUCAUGUCUGGAGUUCUACGGCUCAUCCCAUUUACUCAGCGGAGGAGAAGAUGGGCUCAUUUGUGUGUGGAGCACCAAAAAAUGGGAGUGUCUAAAAGCCUUCAAAGCACACAAGGGUCAAGUCACUUCACUGUCUGUACAUCCUUCUGGAAAACUUGCACUUUCUGUUGGAACAGACAAGACUCUUCGAACGUGGAAUCUAAUUGAAGGAAGGUCAGCCUUCAUCAAGAAUAUUAAACAAAAUGCAGAUAUAGUGUUGUGGUCACCAGAUGGAGAUAAAUAUGCAGUGGUUGUGAAUAACAGAGUGGAUAUUUACACCAUGGAGUCUGCUAAGAUCAUUGGAACCAUAGAGUUUCCAAAACGAAUUUCUUCCCUCAAGUUUCUGAAGAACACACUGUUGGCUGUGGCAGGAGAUGAUGAAAGUGUGCGAGUUUAUGACGUGACCUCACAGAAAUGUGUGUGCGAGUUUAAGGCGCAUGAGAACAGAAUAAAAGCCAUCGAAAGCUUCACAAAAGACGAUUUCUGUGUCCUUGUUACGGCAUCAAAUGAUGGAUUCAUCAAGAUGUGGAAACUCAAUCUUGAGGACCAUGAGACUCCAUCUUUGCUUGGCCAGGUAAACACCACUGCCAGACUAACCUGUCUUUCCGUCUGGAUACCUGGUGAAGAGAAAGAGACGGCUGUGGAGCAGCCUGCAACCUCAAAGACUGUUGCAGAGUCCCCUGUACCAGCCAAAAAUAAAAGAGUGAGAAUCACAGACAAGGUCAUCGUAGAGGAAGAAACCAGCUCCACAAAGCAAGGGAAAAAGAAAAAAAGACAAAAAGUGCAAUAAACAAUUUUAUUGAAAUA
Misgurnus anguillicaudatus (oriental weatherfish) is the source of this 1237-nucleotide messenger RNA. RefSeq names its product PAK1 interacting protein 1 (gene pak1ip1). NCBI's taxonomy places the organism in Eukaryota, Metazoa, Chordata, Actinopteri, Cypriniformes, Cobitidae. The record is from RefSeq and is a predicted model, not a curated record. Gene Ontology annotation, molecular function: protein binding.